This is a messenger RNA of Microplitis demolitor, 2289 nucleotides long. RefSeq names its product cytochrome P450 CYP12A2. The record is from RefSeq and is a predicted model, not a curated record. The transcript is spliced from 9 exons. Bases 625 to 2202 code for a protein of 525 amino acids. Gene Ontology annotation, molecular function: iron ion binding; oxidoreductase activity, acting on paired donors, with incorporation or reduction of molecular oxygen; monooxygenase activity. NCBI's taxonomy places the organism in Eukaryota, Metazoa, Arthropoda, Insecta, Hymenoptera, Braconidae.
AAUAAUAAGUAUACUUGAUAUAAAGCGAAAUUAUUCUUGAUAUUUUAAUCAACUGUAUCCUGUCCCCUGUUAUGUUAUAUAGCAUAUAGCAGUGCGUCCUACUCAGUGCAGUACGAUGACGCGAUCGAUACAGUACUAACGUAAUUUUCCGGACCUCACACAUUUAUUUAUAAUAGUUGUAGUAAUAAACGGUAUUUCUUUCUUUUUAUUUAAAUAAAAUAAAAUAAUUAUUCAAAUGAGUGAUUUAUUUUUGUGGUAAAAAUUUAAUCAACGUAACAUGUAAUAUUUCGAUAUUUAUAUUUAUACAUAAAAUAACUAUUUAAUUCUAAAACCACAGAUAUAAUUAUUGAAGUGAAUAAAAUUUCUAUAAAUAUAAAUACUAUAUAACACGAUUUACGUGAAUGAUUUCACAGCUGGGUAGCAGUGAAUGCAUAUAAUGCAUAUGUGUACAAUCGGACGGAAAAAUUCAAGUGCAUCGAAUUAUUAUCAAUGAUAAUUAUAUUUUAUAUUUAAUUAACGGUGUCACAAGUAGAUUAGAUUUGAAAUGGUUGAUACAUAAAAAUAGACAAGUGUCUUAGUUUACGCUGAUAAUUAUUUUAAAUAGGGUAAUAAAAGUUAUUGGAGAUGGCAUCCAAGAUAGUUAUUGGAAGACUGAGUAUCAAUUCAGCAAAGAGCUAUGCAAAUAUUGCAGCCUGUCCCACCGUUGAGCACAGAACCACUCAAAACGAAGAAUUAUCAUGGGAACAAGCCAAACCCUAUAACCAGAUUCCAGGACCUAAAUCUUAUCCUAUCGUCGGAAAUUUAUUUAAAUUUUUACCUUACAUAGGUGAAUAUGGAAAUAUGCCAUUGUAUGAACAAAUGAAAUCAUUGAAUAAACAGUAUGGAAGUAUUGUGAAGCUUUCAGGAGUUUUCGGUAGAAGGCCUUCAGUAUUUUUGUAUGACCCGGAACAAUGUGAAAAAAUGUAUCGUUUGGAGGGGGUUUGGCCAAUGAGAAUAGCCAUUGAAACAAUGUGUAAAUACCGAGAGAGAAACUCAAAAGUUUAUAAAGGAAAAUUGGGACUUGUUGGCAGCCAAGGUAAAGCCUGGCACGAAUUUAGAAAAAAUGUGAAUCAACAUAUGAUGCAGCCGAGAAGCAUCAAGCCCCACGUGGCACAAGUCGACCAAGUUGCCAACGACUUUAUCACGAGAAUACGAAAACUUCGAGAUGCAAAAAGUUUUAAACUACCGGCAACAUUCAACAACGAAAUGAAUAAGUGGGCUCUCGAGUCUAUAUGUAUGAUUGCGAUGGAUCAUCGUUUGGGAAGUUUUGAGGACGGGUUAACAGCCGACUCAGAACCACAACAAAUGAUUGAUGCGGUUCAUAAAAUGUUUGAGCUUUUCUACCAACUUGAAAUUUUGCCCUCAUUGUGGAAAAUUUAUGACACUCCGAAACUUAACAAGUUAUUUAAAACACUGGAUACUAUUACGAGAAUCGCUUCGAAGCAUAUCGACGAUGCUAAACUAAAGUUUGCCAAGUACCCGAAGAGCAAUACAAACGAACGUAGUGUCCUGGAAAGUUUAUUGAGUAUCGACGAACAAACUGCUUAUAUUAUGGCACUCGAUAUGCUAACUGCUGGAAUUGACACGACUGGAAACGCUACAGGUUUAUUAUUGUAUCAUCUUUCAAUAAACCCUCGAGUGCAGGAAAAACUACGAGAGGAAACAUUAAAUUUACUGCCCAAUAAAACAUCCCCUGUAACAUUUCAUGUUCUUAAUAACAUUCCGUACCUCAAGGCGUGUAUCAAAGAAUCGCUUCGAUUAACACCAAUAGCUAUUGGCAAUUUACGAACAAUGCACACUGAUGUUGUUCUCGGUGGCUACAAAAUUCCCAAACAUACCGAUGUAGUGGCUUGUCACAGUGUACUGUCAAUGAGUCCCGAUCACUUUUCACGGCCAGAACAAUUUUUACCAGAAAGAUGGUUGAGAAAUAAUGAUACAGAUAUAAAAGCUAGUAAGGACGCACAUCCUUUCGCUUACAUGCCAUUUGGUUUUGGGCCACGUACGUGUAUUGGCAGACGAUUUGCUGAAUUAGAAAUGGAAACGCUUACACUAAAGAUGUUGCAAAACUUUAAAAUGGAAUGGCCCAAUGAUCCUCUUAAAAUAAAAAGCCGGUUUAUUAAUACAAUGGGCUCGCCUUUACAAUUAAAAUUAAUUGAUAUUUGAAAGUGUGAUAGAAAAAAAUUAAUUCACUGUAAAUAAUAGGACAAAGGUAUCUAAAUGAUAAGAUAAAAAAUAAUCAAGUUUAAUAAA